This is a messenger RNA of Tetrahymena thermophila SB210, 294 nucleotides long. RefSeq lists its product as hypothetical. The transcript has a single exon. The record is from RefSeq and is a predicted model, not a curated record. Lineage: Eukaryota; Ciliophora; Oligohymenophorea; Hymenostomatida; Tetrahymenidae.
AUGGGAUGCUUUUAAUCAAAACAGAAAAAAGUUGAAUCAGCACCAUCAUAAAGAUCUAUGUCCAAGCAAGGUUCUCUAAAAAUUGCUGCUAGAAGAAGUUCAAUAGAUCAUUAUAAAACACAUUCAGUGCAUGGAGAUCAUUAGCAUCAAAAUAAAUCUGAAAAAUUUUUAGCCCCUUCAAGAGAAAAUCUUGAAAUAUAGAAUGAUCAGAAUGGAAAUAAUAGCAACAAUAAUAAUAAUAAUAAGUUGAGCGGUUUUAACAAAUCAGAGCCAAUAAACAACUAAAAUCUUUGA